AUGACAGUGGAUAAGAUUGGCACCAUUUUCCAGGUCAAUGCCAAUACCUUAUACAUAACUGAUGAUGCAAACACAGCAAUUUUUCCAGAAUCUUCUGGGAAUUUUUUGUACAUUAACCUUUCCCAUCGAGGGCAUUAUGAAGUGCACGGGGACCCGAUUCAUGCGCAGUCUGUGGGUGGUCAACAUGGUGCUCAACCAGCAGUUCCUUUUUCCUUCAUGCGUAGAGCAUCUGCUCCUGCCUCCACUGGGGUGUCCCAACCUGGAACAUCUCGACAAAGUCGCCCCAACAUGUUUCCUGCUAAGGAUUUCCAAAGGGCAGUUCAUAUAGGUGAGGUUAUGUCUGGCAAGAUCACUUCAUCCAGGACGGUGGUAAUUCGAUUCACUGAAUCUGAGGCUACAGUGGACCACAUAACUGCGAAAGUGAAGGAGGCCUUGGGCUGUGAGGACUCUCUUACACUUACUGACAGUCAAGGAAAUGAAAUAAUUGAUUCACAUGCAACAAGAAUUCUAAUUACUGGAAACAAAACUCAAGGAAAGUAUAUGCUCUUUACAAUGAGGAGUUCCUCGAGUGGAGAAGUGGGAGGAAGAACAAAACAAGACGAUCAGAAGAAACAUGCAAUCUUAAUGGACAAAGAGAGGAGCUCAGGAAGCGACUCUUACUCUUGCCAGAGACUCUCAACUGUCUUGUGUGUAAAGGAUUACUUUCAGAGCCAAUGGCAUCAACUUGUUGUAAUUCCCUUGUUGGCUGCAAGAAAUGUGUGA
Messenger RNA from Knipowitschia caucasica, 762 nucleotides. NCBI's taxonomy places the organism in Eukaryota, Metazoa, Chordata, Actinopteri, Gobiiformes, Gobiidae. The record is from the annotation of a GenBank genome assembly.